Rhopalosiphum maidis (corn leaf aphid) is the source of this 1190-nucleotide messenger RNA. It is a transcript of the gene Vha26, whose product is annotated as V-type proton ATPase subunit E. The record is from RefSeq and is a predicted model, not a curated record. The transcript has 4 exons. Gene Ontology annotation, cellular component: proton-transporting two-sector ATPase complex, catalytic domain. Bases 161 to 841 code for a protein of 226 amino acids. Gene Ontology annotation, molecular function: proton-transporting ATPase activity, rotational mechanism. Lineage: Eukaryota; Metazoa; Arthropoda; Insecta; Hemiptera; Aphididae. Gene Ontology annotation, biological process: proton transmembrane transport.
AUCGCACUGCUGUUGCACUUAAUUUGCCAUUGGGCGUUGGUUGUUCCAUUUCGCUGCUCGUCGAUCGUCGCCCAUUUCCCGAUUUUUUUUUCUUUACACUUUCUGAUUUUCCGUUUUUCUAUUUUGUCUAUAUUUUUAACGUCCAGCACACGGUCCAAAAAUGGCGCUCAGCGAUGCCGAUGUUCAAAAACAAAUCAAACACAUGAUGGCCUUCAUCGAACAGGAAGCCAAUGAGAAAGCUGAGGAAAUUGAUGCCAAAGCAGAAGAGGAGUUCAACAUUGAAAAAGGCCGUCUGGUCCAACACCAGCGACUCAAGAUCAUGGAGUAUUUUGAGCGCAAAGAGAAACAAGUGGAAUUACAGAAAAAAAUUCAAUCUUCUAAUAUGUUAAAUCAAGCACGUCUUAAGACAUUGAAAGUGCGAGAAGAUCAUGUCAGUGAUGUUUUAGAUGAAGCAAGAAAGCGUCUGGUCCAAGUGACAAAUAACCCUGAUUUGUACAGGGAAGUUCUAAGAAAAUUAAUAUUGCAAGCAAUCUUACAGUUGUUGGAAAAAAAUGUCACGUUACGUGUUCGUGAAAUUGAUGUAUCAGUUGUGGAAGAAUUAGUUGAUGAAGUGGCAACAGAGUAUAAGACAGCAUCUAAUAAGGAUGUGAAUCUGAAAUUGGACACCGAUUCAUUUUUAGCCCCUCAAACAUGUGGUGGUAUUGAGUUGUUAGCACAGAAGAAUAAAAUAAAAAUUUGUAACACACUGGAAUCACGAUUGGAACUAAUUGCACAGCAAUUAGUACCAGCAGUACGAACUGCAUUGUUCGGUCGUAAUCCUAACAGAAAAUUUGCUGAAUAAUUGCAGUAAAUAUCUACAGCAAUAAUAUGCGUAUUAAAAAACAAAAAUAAAACAUUCUAUUUAAAAUAUUUUUUCGCAUUCCAUUUGGUAACUAUUUAAUUGCAUAAAUUAUAACCAUCCCAUCUAUAUAUAGUAUUUUAGGUUCAAUACAUAAUUAUUUCAUUUGAGUCUACAUAUUUUAAGAUAAUAUUUUGAGUGAAUUUUUUUUCUUUGUUGUAGAUUAGUGUCAAGUUUUAUCGUGUAAAUUGUUGUUUAAUUAAUUAAUAUACAAAUUAUAUUGGUAUUGUUAUUACUGUAUUAUUAUUUUAUUUUAUUUUUGUGACAUCAAAUAAAUACAUUUUAUCAACAA